AUUUGCCAAGAAUGCGCUGUCCUGUUCAGCUCCCUCUACACCAUCAUCAAGAGCAUCGCGAACAUGUCGAAAUCCCUGCACUCCGCCGCAGCCUUUGUCCUCAGCUGCGGCACGGUAACGCUCGAUCUCAACAAGUCCAAGGCCUUACUGAUUCGCUGGCACAAAACUGGAGAGGUAAUGCUGCCCAAAGGUCGGAAGGACAUUGGCGAGACAUUGGAAAACGCAGCGUUACGCGAGACGUGGGAAGAAACUGGAUACCGGGCGUCGCUUCUGCCUUUACCAUUCCUUACCCAGGCGACUUCGCCUCCAAGUUCUCAGAACUCAGAAACGUCGACAAGGCUCGUUACGGAACCUAUUUGUGUCACUCAACGCGAUAGAGGUGGCGUUCGGAAAAUCAUCUUUUGGUUCGCGGCAGAGGCGGAUUCUACUGCUCCCGAGGGCAAGCGAGAGCAGCAAGAGGGCGAGGACUUUGAGACUGUGUGGACAGACCUGGACAUGGUGGGCCAAGUACUGAGCCACGAUGACGAUCGAGAAGUCGCACGACUGGUGAUUGACGCCCUGCGUGGCCUGCCUGCGGCGUGAAUAUGGAGGUGGUUAAUGCUUGUACUGUACCAAGAGAGUACAUGAAUGAGAGACAGUGUGAGCCUGGAAUUGAAGCUCUCAUAUUCUGAGAACGGGAGAAGGAUGGGAUCAGUCGAGGCUGCGACUGACCUCUGGCACUUUGCUCAACGCCGUAGCACUCAGAAGCGUGUUUCAAGAAAUCCAUACAUAGCCCUCAGUUGUGGAAAUUUUCCCUUCAAAAAGUUCUGCGAUUUGCA
Messenger RNA from Sphaerulina musiva SO2202, 818 nucleotides. RefSeq lists its product as uncharacterized. Gene Ontology annotation, biological process: ATP biosynthetic process; AMP biosynthetic process. Gene Ontology annotation, molecular function: bis(5'-nucleosyl)-tetraphosphatase (asymmetrical) activity. The record is from RefSeq and is a predicted model, not a curated record. NCBI's taxonomy places the organism in Eukaryota, Fungi, Ascomycota, Dothideomycetes, Mycosphaerellales, Mycosphaerellaceae. Bases 64 to 582 code for a protein of 172 amino acids. The transcript has a single exon.